Rangifer tarandus platyrhynchus (Svalbard reindeer) is the source of this 717-nucleotide messenger RNA. NCBI's taxonomy places the organism in Eukaryota, Metazoa, Chordata, Mammalia, Artiodactyla, Cervidae. The record is from the annotation of a GenBank genome assembly.
AUGCGGUUCCAGAGCCGAUUCCAGCGGUUCAUGAACCACCGGGCCCCCGCCAAUGGCCGCUACAAGCCAACUUGUUAUGAACAUGCUGCUAAUUGUUACACACAUGCGUUCCUCAUUGUUCCGGCCAUUGUGGGCAGCGCCCUCCUUCACCGGCUCUCUGAUGACUGCUGGGAAAAGAUAACAGCUUGGAUUUAUGGAAUGGGCCUCUGCGCCCUCUUCAUUGUUUCCACAGUAUUCCACAUCGUAGCAUGGAAAAAGAGCCACUUAAGGACGGUGGAGCAUUGCUUUCACAUGUGCGACAGGAUGGUCAUCUAUUUCUUCAUUGCUGCGUCCUACGCGCCGUGGUUAAAUCUCCGUGAACUUGGACCCCUGGCAUCUCAUAUGCGUUGGUUUAUCUGGCUCAUGGCAGCUGGAGGAACCAUUUAUGUAUUUCUCUACCAUGAAAAGUAUAAGGUGAUUGAGCUCUUUUUCUAUCUCACAAUGGGCUUUUCUCCUGCCUUGGUGGUAACAUCAAUGAACAACACGGAUGGACUUCAUGAACUUGCUUGCGGGGGCUUAAUUUAUUGCCUGGGAGUUGUUUUCUUCAAGAGCGAUGGCAUCAUUCCAUUUGCCCAUGCCAUCUGGCACCUGUUCGUGGCCACGGCAGCUGCAGUACAUUACUAUGCCAUUUGGAAAUACCUUUACCGAAGUCCUACAGACUUUAUGCGACAUUUAUGA